AUGGCUACAACUCGACAUUAGAAGCGUACAAAGACCUAUACUUAUGUGAGAAACGUAGAUGAAAAUUAAAGAAGCUUAAGAACUCAAUCAAGACUGGAUAUUUUGGAGAGUGACUAUUAUGAUUCACCAAAUAAAUUGGCGGAAGAAGAACUCUCUGAUGCAUCAGCAAAUAGAAAGAAAAGCAAAAUGUUGAGGAUUGCAAAGAAGAAAUAGAAUAACUCACUACGAAAGAAUGUUAAUCUAAAGAAGAUGCUUAAAAAUACACCUUUGGAGUCUGAGUUCCUAAAUUUCCAGAAUAUAACUCCGAAAGCGAAGCCGCAGUAGACAAAAUAAUGUAGUAUUUGCAGAUCACAAGCCAAGUACACAUGUCCGAGAUGUUUGGAAAGGUAUUGCAGUUUGGAUUGCCAUCAAACUCAUAAAGAGAUACAAUGUUUGCGGAUGGAUUAUUGA
Messenger RNA from Paramecium tetraurelia, 450 nucleotides. RefSeq lists its product as uncharacterized. The transcript has a single exon. Gene Ontology annotation, cellular component: Swr1 complex. Lineage: Eukaryota; Ciliophora; Oligohymenophorea; Peniculida; Parameciidae. Gene Ontology annotation, biological process: chromatin remodeling. Gene Ontology annotation, molecular function: nucleosome binding. The record is from RefSeq and is a predicted model, not a curated record.